AUGAGACGCCGGCUGUUCACGAUUGCAUCAUUGGUGGUCCUCGCACUGAAUGGCACCCAUUGUCUCAACGAUCGUAUUUAUGCCAAUCAGCGUCCGCUAAACAAACGUCUCGUAGGCACAGGGUUCAUCCAAGCAUCUACCUUAAGUGAGCCAGCCAUAGUGCACACAAUUACAUGCUUUGUUAUUGAGGAAGGAGGCUCGUUAAGUAUCGCCUUAACUACUACUACAGUUGUAUCGUUUACUCAUAUCAAACGAGGAAGGGGCGGUGUGACGAGCAGAGGCGUGAAUGACGUCAUAGAAGCUGUUCUUGCAACCCCUGGUUUGGAUGGCUGCUUCCUAACGAUCGUCACGCUUAACCUGUCACCAGCUAUAACCACUGAACAGAUCAUCCAAAAAUUUGGUGGCAAGAAAGGGGUGGGCCUAUUUGACAUUCAGAAGGAAGGUCAAAGUGGUAAUCUGACCCUAUCCUCGUCCACGCUGAUAAACGACAUUCAAAUGGUAAAGGAGAGUUCCGGUUGCCAGACGUUCAUCUUGAUAUCGGACGAUCCGACGUCGCUGAAAACAUUCCUGCGACAGAUCCACGACAGCAGCAGUCUGCUGUCGUGGCCGACGAGACUCGUCGUGGUCACGCAUGCGCAGUUGCAGUCUCUUCUCGCCGUUCGGAGGGAGAUCUCCGUGACGAACAGCGUCAUCGCUAUUCUGGAAGGAGGCGUCGGUAACAGAAGGGCAAGCCUUCACAUCUGCCUUCCCUUCAGCCUACGCGUGAUUCGCAUAGCGUCUUGGACGCCUCGGGACGGAUUGCGAUUCUCAUCUGGUUUCCAGCUUUUUCCGGAUAAGUUUAAAAGUCUGGCCGACGGAGGUCAGAUGAAGGUGGCCUCCGAAAACUACCCGCCCCACGCCCAAGUGGAGGAGAUCGCGGGCGACAGCGACGGGAGGAUCAGUUAUUCGGGACCGGUGCUGACCCUGUUGGAUACCCUUGCCAUGAAGAUCAAUUUCACAUAUAACCUGGUUCGUCCCCCAGAUGGCUCUUGGGGAAUGCGACGCCCAGAUGGGUCCUGGACCGGUAUGGUAGGGAUGGUGUAUCGGAAGGAGGUCGACAUGGCCCUGGGUCCGUUUGGAAUCACUUACUUGCGAUCCCAGUUCAUUGACUACACCAAGUCGAUGUUCGUCGACUACGUCCGCGUCCUGGCAAAGAGGGGGGAGACCGAAGUGGACCCUUGGGGCUUCGUGAUGCCCUUGGCACCCACCGUGUGGUUCACCACCUUCGGCGUCCUCGCUCUGGUGCUAGUGACCGUGAGCCUGAUGGUUCUGGUUUCACCAGACCCCGAAAAGGAACUCGGAAAUAUGGCCGUUCAGUAUGUUCGGAUAUUUAUCCAACAAGACAUGGUUAUGAAAUCGAAGAUGCUGUGGACUCGUAUUCUGAUGGGCUCUUGGGUCCUGCUGCUCUUCGUGGUCGUCAAAUGCUACAGCGGAAAUCUCAUGUCACUUUUGGCGGUGAGAUACCUACCGCAGCCGUAUCAGACUCUCCGGAGAGUAGUCGACGACCCGGCAGUUACGAUGUUGUGGGAGGCAAACUCCGCUUUCAUGCAGGUUAUCAAAGCAACUGUGAAUUUUACCUGUCGAAGGAACUGUUUCUGCCUUUGACGUUCGCUUUAAUUUAUCAGAAAAACAGCCCAUUGGGGUCGUCUCUCAAUGAGAGAAUAAGGGCGAUUUCUGAGAGCGGCCUCUACAAUCAUUGGCUCCAAUCAGCGGUACCCAAUUCGACCUCGUGUCUCUACCCACCGACUAAGGUCACCGUCCAGUCUCCUCUCUACUUAAGGAAUAUUUGGGGAAUAUUUGCAAUGUUUUUCGGAGGACUUGUCCUCAGCUGCGUAGUCUUCGGGGUUGAAAAGCUCAUUGGCGUUUUCUUCAAGUCAGAAAGUUCGUCAGACUGAAGCCAUAAUCAAUCCUGCGGUUCCAAGUCUCUUA
Messenger RNA from Macrobrachium nipponense, 1968 nucleotides. RefSeq lists its product as uncharacterized. Gene Ontology annotation, molecular function: ligand-gated monoatomic ion channel activity. Gene Ontology annotation, cellular component: membrane. The transcript has 12 exons. Lineage: Eukaryota; Metazoa; Arthropoda; Malacostraca; Decapoda; Palaemonidae. The coding region runs from base 1 to 1644 and encodes 547 amino acids. The record is from RefSeq and is a predicted model, not a curated record.